AUGAGAUUGCAGGUUGGCUGGGUUAACGAGUCACGGCGACCCCAUACUGCGGACUCCAGGAGCAUGGUUCAUCCUCGGUUAUCAAUCUUGGUAGCGUCCCCUUGCACAAAAAUUCCUCAGAUGCUUCUCUAUAUAAUUGCCCGUACGAUCACACGUAUAGCUGGGCAGAGCCUACGCAGGUUUCGAGCCAUGUUCCUCGGUACUUGA
Molecule: messenger RNA, 207 nt
Organism: Colletotrichum abscissum
Lineage: Eukaryota; Fungi; Ascomycota; Sordariomycetes; Glomerellales; Glomerellaceae
Exons: 1
Coding region: 1-207 (68 amino acids)
Source: RefSeq, a predicted model, not a curated record